This is a messenger RNA of Rhinichthys klamathensis goyatoka, 2377 nucleotides long. RefSeq names its product solute carrier family 25 member 28 (gene slc25a28). Gene Ontology annotation, molecular function: ferrous iron transmembrane transporter activity. The record is from RefSeq and is a predicted model, not a curated record. The transcript has 4 exons. NCBI's taxonomy places the organism in Eukaryota, Metazoa, Chordata, Actinopteri, Cypriniformes, Leuciscidae. The coding region runs from base 133 to 1323 and encodes 396 amino acids. Gene Ontology annotation, biological process: iron import into the mitochondrion. Gene Ontology annotation, cellular component: mitochondrial membrane.
CCGUUUCCCUCCGCGGCCUGUUCUGUCGGUCACCUCCUGCUGCGCAGUUCUCGCUGAACGAGACGCGUCCUCUCCCCGGUGCGCAGGCGGGAGAGGCCUGAACGGAACGCGUAAACAUCGGGCGUGGGACGCAUGAUUUUAAAGGAAAAGGUGCUACAAAUGGAAGCGGAUGGUUUUGUGCGCAGGCGGCGGAUGACAGCGGACACAUCGGGCGGCGAUGCCGCGGUGGCCGGAGCUUCCGCGGGCGCGGAGAUACACUGGCUCGGCGGCAGGUUCUGGGGUGUUUCGGAUAGUCUCGUUGGCACUUUGACACCUCGGUUAGCAGCAGAACCGGAGCUUCAUGUUGGACAUUUCUAUGGCUCCCAAGAGGCCACUGAUCUCUCGGAACCGGACUAUGAGGGUUUGCCCCAGGGCGCCUCCACCAGCACGCACAUGUUUGCUGGAGCAGUGGCUGGAAUCAUGGAGCAUUGCCUGAUGUUCCCUAUUGAUUGUGUGAAGACACGCAUGCAGAGCCUUCAGCCAGAGCCAGCUGCCCGCUACCGUAACGUGAUGGACGCUUUGCGGCAAAUCGUGAGGACAGAGGGAAUCUGGAGGCCAAUCAGGGGCCUGAAUGUUACAGCUGUAGGGGCGGGGCCUGCCCACGCACUUUACUUUGCCUGUUAUGAAAGAUUGAAAAAGGUCCUCAGUGAUAUCAUCCAUCCAGGAGCAAACAGUCAUUUGGCGAACGGGACAGCUGGAUGUGUUGCCACAUUGCUUCAUGAUGCUGCCAUGAAUCCAGCUGAAGUGGUGAAGCAGAGGAUGCAGAUGUAUAACUCGCCAUACCGUGGCGUCCUGGACUGUAUGCGCUGUGUGUGGCAGCGGGAGGGGAUGUUGGCCUUUUACCGCAGUUACACUACGCAGCUCACCAUGAAUGUGCCCUUCCAGGCUUUGCACUUCAUGACCUACGAAUACCUGCAAGAGCUGUUGAACCCCCAAAGACAAUGCCACCCCUCGUCCCACAUGGUGUCGGGCGCGCUGGCGGGAGCAAUCGCCGCCGCCGCCACAACGCCACUGGACGUUUGCAAGACGCUGCUGAACACGCAGGAGUCUCUGGCUCUCGAUUCCGUCAGCCAGAGCGGAAGACACAUCUCAGGCCUCGGCCAUGCCUUCCGGACUGUCUACAGGCUUGGCGGCCUGCCCGCUUACUUCAAAGGCGUUCAGGCCAGGGUCAUAUACCAGAUGCCCUCGACCGCCAUCAGCUGGUCCGUCUACGAGUUCUUCAAGUACAUUAUCACCAAACACCAGCACGAGAAGCGCAGGAUCCAGAGGGACGGAGAGAAGUAACUGGCAAGACCAACCUGAUAAGCACUCGAGCUGCAAAUGGACUGAUUUAAUAAACGAUACGCACAUAUAGAGUCGGGAAAACUCAUGUCUGUUUACUUCUUUUCAUUCAGCAUUUAAUACUUUCCUGUAUAAUUCAGCUAAUAAUCAUGACCUAAGUUUUCACUGUGACAGCUCAAAAAAAAAAAAAAACAUCUUUGUGAGUCCCACAAGAGGGCAUCAGAGGCCUCUUCAGACUUGAUAUGCUAAUGAGGGGGCGGUCCUUUAAAUGUGUGGGUGGGCAUCAGAGUCUCUAGACUUCUCCAAUUCCUUUUUUUUUUUUUUUCAUCUAAACAGUACCCAGAAGAGCAAACCUGAAACAAAAUUUUUAAUAUACCCAGCCGAAACCAAUGCGCACAAUUGAAGACGUAUCUGUACAUUCAAAUUGGGAUUUUAAAUGUCAUUUAAAUCAUUGUUUAUGGCAGAAUGUAGACCUGUACAGUAAUUUAUUGCCUUCUCUGGAUGAAUUAGCACUCGGAGAUAAUGAAAGAUAUCUAUGUUAGAGGUAUUUUUGUAAUAUUUGGCGGUGGCAUUUCGUCAGCACUUGUGGGAAAUGCUCCUGCAGUUGUUCCAAAGUUUUGAGGUUGGAGAUCACCGCCCCUCCACAACUUCUAGAAAUAGUUUUGAGGUCUCUAGGGGACGCCGCAUAGAUCUGUAUGAGAGCUUUAGAAAGACACCCAGUCCUUUCUGCCCAGCAUUAGUAUUAUCUAGUCAACAAUGCCUUACACUUGCAGAUCACAUGGCCUGAGUGUCAUUUAAAUCAGAUUCUAUUAAGAGGUCCUUCUGAGUCAUUAAAUUAAUAUGAAUUGGUUUGAGUUAUUUCUUUUGAUGGACACUAGAAUGUAUUUUGGUUUGCUCUUAACUGAAUUUGAGCUCUUGUUUUUGAAAGUUUCUGCUGAAACGCACCUGAACACGUAUGGAGUUUUAUUGACAGCAGUCUGACUGCCCCGGUCCAUUUUGUUCCUCAGCUUCCAAUAAAUUCGCAGUGCAGGAAAUUCCUUGGCAUGCAUAAAGCUGA